ACGGAGUGUAAACAAAGGCCCAUCUUCACGUGCAACAUAUUACGACACUCAUCUUCUGAAGACAUUGCCGUUGACCUCAUGUUCUUCGAUUUGGCAAGGGCAUCGUACAAAAUGAUAAUCGUCUAGCUUCUGUGGGACUGCUUCUCAUAGCCAUGAUACGAUGGCGGUCCUCUCUAAUAUCUUCGGACUCUUUUGGGGGCUGAUGCGAUGCUUCCUCCUUAUGAUAUGGGUCGAUCCUUGGACAAAGCCACCGCCAGUAAGAGAGGGUAAGAGCAUCAUCACGUACGAACAAUGGUACGCAGCACAAUAUGAAAAGGAUGCCAUUCGCGGUGUCGACGAUUGGGUGGUCAGCCCUCGCGACUCAAGCUAUGACUGGCAAAUAGUCAAGAGUUUGAAAAAGGAUCUCGAACGUUGCCGACUACUGGGCGACGACCGGGGUCUUUGCAGUCAGCUACGUGCCCAGAGCUCCCGCAAUAUGGGUCGUAUUCUGUCACCGUCCUUGUAUCGGAAAUCGAACGUCCAGACCAAACGACUCAUACACGACUACAUCAAGGAAGUUCGUUUGUGCAUUGCUCAUAUCUCCGACCGAAACCACAUCGCCAAUAAUGUCAAUACCCUGGUGUCAGCUCAAGAGAAGCGACAAGUCCUCCAAGACAUGCGCACAGCACUUGGCCGCACGACACUCGUUCUCCAAGGUGGCGCAAUGAUCAGCAUGUGCCAUUUGGGGGUUGUCAAGGCUCUCUAUUUACAACGACUCCUACCACAGAUCAUUACGGGCACUGGGACGGGAGCACUGAUCGCCGCUCUUGUUAGUACCACCCCCGAUGAAAAUCUGCUUGCCGUGGUCAACGGGAGUAAUAUCAACCUCGACGCUUUCCAUCGUGCCCAGCAUGAAUACACCAAUGGCGAGAUGAACUCGUGGUCUGGCUCACUGAAACGACGUUACAAGAGAUACCGGGCUUCACACCACCUCUUCGACAUCGACGUCCUUCGAGAUUGCGCACGAGACAAUCUCGGUGACAUCACUUUCGAGGAGGCCUAUGCAAAGACCGGCCGAAUCCUGAACAUCACCAUCGCCAUGUCCGAGGUCGCCGGUACGCCUCAAUUGCUCAACUAUAUCACCGCACCUCAUGUCUUGAUAUGGUCGGCGGUGGCCUCUUCGAUUGCGACAUCUAAGGAAAUGUACGCACCGGUUCAGCUGCUUUGCAAAGGUGAUACAGGCGCCAUCACUCUGCAUUUUGCUGCGGACUUUUCGGGAAGAGGAGGCCUACGACAGGCCUCGGUUCAUCCGGAGGCGCCCUUGACGCGGAUUGGAGAGUUGUUCAAUGUCAACCAUUUUAUUGUGUCCCAGACCAGGCCGUAUGUGGCCCCGUUCGUUCAACUGCAAAAAUUCGCCGACCGAUACCAACCACUGGGUAUAUUGGUCCGUCUGUGUCUGAACGAGCUGCUGCACUGGCUAGAAAUCCUGAACGGGUUCGGCUUUGUUCCUACAAUACUUCAACGUGUCUUGGUGGAUGAGAUCGUCCCGAGUUUCGCAUCAUGGUCGAAAAUAUCCAUCACGCCAGGCAUUGGGCUACACGACUUACUCACUAUGUUUGAUACUCCUACUCGAAGUAUGUUGCAAAAAUGGAGUGCUCGAGGGGAAAGGUGCACCUGGCCAUCUAUAUGCGAGCUGCAGUGCCGGUGUGACAUCGAGCUGGAGCUGGAGGCUGCGUACGCCAGCAUCCGCCGAAGGACUGUGGUACCAUCGAUAUCAAUCACCUGAAUCCAAUGAGAAUGAGCAACCGGAAAUACCAUGACAAUGGCGGUUGAUUGGGUUGCCUUCCUUGGGAACUACAUAUCGUGUGGCUAUCUCAAGCCUGGAUCUGUGGCUGUGCAUCUAUUGUGGCGUUCCUCGCGUCGAUCGACACUGACAAACUUGACCUUCG
Exophiala viscosa is the source of this 1928-nucleotide messenger RNA. RefSeq names its product acyl transferase/acyl hydrolase/lysophospholipase. NCBI's taxonomy places the organism in Eukaryota, Fungi, Ascomycota, Eurotiomycetes, Chaetothyriales, Herpotrichiellaceae. Bases 161 to 1765 code for a protein of 534 amino acids. The transcript has a single exon. The record is from RefSeq and is a predicted model, not a curated record. Gene Ontology annotation, biological process: lipid metabolic process. Gene Ontology annotation, molecular function: triacylglycerol lipase activity.